UAGGGUUUUGUGUCACCAGCCUCAGCAGAAGCAGAACGAGGAGAAGCAGAAGGAGCAAAAGCAAUGGCGCCGAAGAAGCCGAGAACCACGACAAGGAAUCCUGAUUUGGUUAGGGGGAUUGGCAAGUAUUCCAGGUCGCAGAUGUACCACAAGAGGGGCAUCUGGGCCAUCAAGGCCAAAAACGGUGGCGUUUUGCCCCGCCACGAUCCCAAGCCCAAGCCCGAGGCCCCGGCCCAGAAGCCGCCCAAGUUCUACCCCGCGGACGAUGUUAAGAAGCCCCUCGUCAACAAGCACAAGCCCAAACCCGCGAAACUCAGGGCUAGCAUUACUCCAGGGACUGUGUUGAUCCUGCUUGCUGGGAGGUUCAAGGGAAAGAGGGUUGUUUUCCUGAAGCAGCUCCCAUCUGGAUUGCUUCUUGUAACUGGUCCCUUUAAGAUCAAUGGGGUUCCUCUCAGAAGGGUGAACCAAUCGUAUGUCAUUGGUACAUCCACAAAGGUGGACAUCUCUGGUGUUAAUGUUGAUAAAUUUGAUGACAAGUACUUUGCCAAGGAAGCCAAGAAAAAGAAAACAAAGGGCGAAGGCGAGUUCUUCGAGGCAGAGAAGGAGGAGAAAAAUGUGCUUCCCCAAGAAAAGAAAGAUGACCAAAAAACCGUGGACACUACUCUGUUAAAGGCCAUUGAGAGUGUUCCAGACCUCAAGUCUUACUUGGGUGCUAGGUUUUCUUUGAAGGCCGGAGUGAAGCCCCAUGAGCUAGUCUUCUAGAGUGCUAAAUUUAUUUUCUUCAUUCUGUUUUUGUCGAAGCUUGGUCCCAAUAGUUGUACUGUUUUUUCAUCAUGAUAAUGAACAUUGUUCAAGAGUUUUUUAUUCCAGUUUUGGUUCUAGUAAUUUUAUACUUCUAUAAUUCUACUAAAAAUGAAGUAACAUUGAUAUGCCAGUUCCUUAUACAUUAUUGAUAAUCGAAUGUGACGUUAUCUGAGUGUUA
Messenger RNA from Glycine soja, 982 nucleotides. RefSeq names its product 60S ribosomal protein L6-like. The transcript is spliced from 4 exons. Lineage: Eukaryota; Viridiplantae; Streptophyta; Magnoliopsida; Fabales; Fabaceae. Gene Ontology annotation, cellular component: cytosolic large ribosomal subunit; ribosome. The record is from RefSeq and is a predicted model, not a curated record. Gene Ontology annotation, biological process: ribosomal large subunit assembly; cytoplasmic translation. Gene Ontology annotation, molecular function: RNA binding; structural constituent of ribosome. Bases 64 to 762 code for a protein of 232 amino acids.